AUGAAGGCAAGCAAGGGCAAGAAGAACUUCAUUCGUGAGGAACAAGCACCGGAAAAUCACAAAGAAGACGAAGCCGGGCCAUCGUCCGCGCAGCCCCAGACGCCCGUUGAUGACAAGGACAAUCGCGCUCGUUUUGCCAAGCAGAUUCUCUCCACAACUCCUAAAAAGAUCUUCAAGGAGUACAAGGACAAUGAAAUGGCCAAGAUCAAGCCCGACAACUACACGUAUCUCACCUAUCAGCGCAACGAGGAGAAAAAUCGUUAUCCGGAUAUCCUCUGCAUCGAUGAGACUCGCGUUGUUCUGAAGGAACGUGAGGCGACAAAUGACUACAUCCACGCCUCAUGGGUGAAGCUGCCAAAUGGCCGGAAGUACAUCUGCACGCAAGGCCCGCUGAAGGAAACCCUCGAAGAUUUCUGGCACAUGAUCGUCACCGAAAAGUCGCCCGUCAUCGUCAUGUUGUGUAAUCUGGAAGAGCAGGGGGAGAGCAAGUGCGAGCGAUACUAUCCGAAAGAAGGCAAAACCAUGACGUUUGGCAAGUACUCGGUCAAGUACAAGAAGGACCUCAAAUGCGUUACGCCCGAAAUCCCGGUGCAGCAGUAUGUCGUGACCGGUGGCAGUUCGACGCAUACUGUGACGCACUACUUGUGCCAAAGCUGGACCGACCACGCAUGCCCCAUCGAUCCGACCCCUAUCAUCAAGCUGCUGAAGAAGGUGAUUGCCGAAUCGAAAAAGGACGUCAUCACGGUCCAUUGCUCCGCUGGCAUCGGCCGAACGGCCACCUUUUUGGGUAUUGAAUACGCGACGCUGAGGGCGCAGAAUGAUCCCGACUUUAAGAUGGAGCAGCUGCUGAAGGAGCUGCGCUCCCAGAGGUUCCAAGCGGUCCAGGGCGGCACCCAAUACCUUUUCCUUCACGUCGCCAUCCUGCAGCUCUGGGCCAGCGAGGGUCUUUUGAAGCCGGAGUCGUGCGAGACGUUUUUUGAGUCCUAUCGCAAGGUUAUGAAUCACAUGGUCGCCCGCAAGAAG
This is a messenger RNA of Mesorhabditis spiculigera, 1023 nucleotides long. The record is from the annotation of a GenBank genome assembly. NCBI's taxonomy places the organism in Eukaryota, Metazoa, Nematoda, Chromadorea, Rhabditida, Rhabditidae.